Macrosiphum euphorbiae (potato aphid) is the source of this 1836-nucleotide messenger RNA. The record is from the annotation of a GenBank genome assembly. Lineage: Eukaryota; Metazoa; Arthropoda; Insecta; Hemiptera; Aphididae.
AUGUCAAGUUUUGAUAAAAGCGAAAGGCAGAUGAAAAACAGUGAUAAUAAUAUUAGUAUAAAUAUAAAGGAACAUAUUAAAAAUGGUCAUCAUAGGGCAAAGUACACAUUUACUGAUGACCCAACUGAUAUAAUUGAUCUUGAUAUCGAAAAAUAUAAUGGUAUUGAUCAUAUAAAAGCUCUAAAUGCAUACUUGGAAGAAAUGAAUUUAGGGAAAGUUGAAUUUACCGUUUUUAAAUGUAAAUCAAAAUCAAAAAUACCUGCUCAUUAUGCCAAUAUUAAGCUCGGCAAUGUUUCUCUUGCUAGUUCAUUCCCUGAAAAAUAUUCCCUACCUGAAGUGGCUGAACAGGUAGCUGCACGUAAUGCAUUGGUUGUACUGAAGAAGACUCAUAGUUAUAAAAAUAUUCCCGUCACUAAAGAUAUUUCUAUUGUUGCUGAAAGAUUGGAAAAGGAGUUAAAAAAAAAUUAUGCUGGUCUUUUCUGUGAUAAAGUGGAAAGUAUUUAUAAAGAAGUAUAUAGUGAGCAAUUGCCUUCAAAUUGGUUAGUUCUACUCGGUCAGUUAACAACAAAUAUUAUAAUUGAAGAUCUACCUAAUCAGAACAAAUCCAUUUUAUACUAUGAUGAUUCUCAUGCUGAUAAAAAAAAACAUACAGAUCUUAUGGAUACUUCUGUGACUGAAUCUUAUGAGAACUUACCUAUUAUGCAUUUUGUUGACAAAACUGAAAGGAGUGUAACUGUGUCUAGUGUAGACAGUAAUAACACAUUUUGGGUUCUUUUUGUUCAUGACAGUAUUAAUGACGAUUAUAACACUUUAUUUAAAUUGAUGAAUCUGCCAAGUGAAUCAAAACAUUUUAUUCAAAUGUAUAAAAUUGAUAUUUCUGAUGUGUAUGCAGUUCAAAUACAAGAUGAAUGGUAUAGGUUUCAAGUCAUGAAAAUUGAAGAUGAUAGUGUUACUGGCAUUUUUAUUGAUUUGGGCAUGGAGUGGAGUGUUACUAAAAGCAAUGUUAUGUUUUUGCCUCAAAAGUUUCUAAAAGUAUCUUCGCAAGUGAGUUCACAAAAUAAUAUUGCUAUAAAAUGUGCUUUAACAUCUCUGUCUUUUGCACCUUAUUUUCAAGUUGCUAAUACGCUGUUUCAUAAAAUGUUAUUUGGAAAAGAAUUUACUUUAGUACCAGAUAAUAUUGAGUGUGAUAUUCCAUUGGUUACAUUAUAUGAUGGAAAGUGUAAUAUGAAUGAUGUUAUUAGAAAAGCCAUUACAGAAAAAACCAAUUUUAAUAAAAUUCAUGAAAAAUGUGAAAGAGCUAGCUUGACUUAUGUUGCUGAUGGUUAUGUAUAUUUACAUCCACCAAAUGAGACGUUGACUAUAUUGGAAUCUAUAUUGGAUUCUAUUUCAGCAACUCAUCCUCUUGACAAACUGUAUUCCAAAAACAGCAUUUCUCCGCAUAAGUUAUAUCUAGUUAAAUGCCCAGAUCUUAAUUUGUGGAGCAGAGCAAUAAUUCACGAUUUUAUAUUUACUGAUCAAAAAUUCAAAGUAUACUUCAUUGACUAUGGUAACUAUGGUUAUAUUGAUCAAGAUAAAUUUAUCGAUUUGCAGUCAUUUGAUUUAUUUUUGUCUUCAAUCGGCCCUCAGGCUUUAAAAGUGUCGUUUCAUUUAUUCCCACCGGAGAAUCUUAUAGAUCAAUCUCGAUCCAGAGCAUUGUAUGAAAUGAUCACUGAAAAAUCUUUGGAUGUAUUUGUUGUUUCGACUCAUAGUGAUGGUAUUCAAGUAGUUGAAAUAUUUGAUGCUGAUGAUAAAAAUCCUAAUCGAUUGUCCUUUAAUACCCAAUUAUAUCAAAGGUAA